Labeo rohita (rohu) is the source of this 4263-nucleotide messenger RNA. It is a transcript of the gene trim65, whose product is annotated as tripartite motif containing 65. The coding region runs from base 137 to 1681 and encodes 514 amino acids. Gene Ontology annotation, molecular function: zinc ion binding; protein binding. The transcript has 7 exons. Lineage: Eukaryota; Metazoa; Chordata; Actinopteri; Cypriniformes; Cyprinidae. The record is from RefSeq and is a predicted model, not a curated record.
GCACGUCGUCGCAUCUGUGCGUUCCUGCGUAUGGAAGGCGACGAGUUUCGCCCAUGAGAAAUCCAGACCGUACAAGAUUUGGGAUUAUUUCGCGUUUCUACACAUCUGAUGAGUAAAUAUUCCUGUUUCCACAUUUAUGAUGGAGGAUCAUAUGCAGUGCACAAUCUGCUUGGAUCCGUAUAAGAUCCCUGUGACAAUCCCAUGUGGCCACACCUUCUGCAAGGUCUGCAUCUCCAAGUUCUGGGAUGGCAAGGACAAAGACUUCGCCUGCCCUGUUUGCAACGUAACCUUCGCCACAAGGCCUCAGCUGAAUCGCAACGUGUCCUUGUCGAUUUUAUCUGAGGCGGCCGCCAGUCCAACCAAGAGAGACGUUUGCACAGGAGCCUCCGUCCACACGGAUCUGGAGCCAGAGCAGAUCUGUGAGCGGCACCAGAAACCUCUGGUCAUCUACUGCAGGAACGACAGCAUGUGUGUUUGCUAUGAGUGCUCUGUGAACGAAUGUAAGGCCCAUGAUAAAAUUUUGGUGGAAGAAGAACGGAAGAAUAGAGAGGCAGGUUUAAAGAAAAAGAGUGCAGAAUUCAACAAACACCAGGAAAGCACUGAGAGAAACCGCCUGGAGCUCAUGGAGAAUAUGGAGAAAGCAAAGGUAUCACUACAGCAGACAUCUCUGUGGGUGAACAACAAGUUCUCACAGCUGAUAAAGGUGUUGGCAGAGAAACAGGAAGUGACACAGCUUUUUCUGGACCAGCAGCAGGAACUGACAGUGUCUCAGGCUCAGGAGAGGCUGGCUGUGCUGGAGGAGAGAGCGACACAGCUCGCAGCCUUUCAGGAGGAGAUCAGCAGCCUGUGUACACUACCCACCUGCCAGCUCAUCAAGAACUCCAGGUUAAUAGAGGUCCCACACUUCAGUGACAUUCCUGUGGAUGUGCAUGUGAGCGUACAGGAGAAGCUGACACCCGUCACAGACGUCCUGUCCCGCGUCUCUAAGCUGGUGUGUGAGGAUCUGGAGAGAGCCGUACAGGUGCCCGGAGGACAGGAUAAAGAGGGCUCUCCUCAAGAUAAAAGGCCAGUUCUGGCUGUUGUUCCCAGUCCUGCAACACCAUCAUAUCCAGCAGAGAGAGAAGGACUGAACGCAUACCACUGCAACCUGACCUUUGACCCUCGCACUGCCAACGCUCACUUACGCCUUUCCCAGAGCAACAGGAGGGCGGAGCAUCUGACCUCCGGGCCCCGCCCCGUCCCGGCCGACGAGUCGCGCUUCGACCACACCUGGCAGGUGUUGUGUUUCCAAAACUUCACUCACGGCCAGCACUACUGGGAGCUGGAGGUGUCCAAACCGUGGGCCUACGUGGGCGUGACGUACCCGAACAUCCCACGCAAAGAGAAGGGCAAGCGCUGCAUGGUAGGGAUGAACGAGCUGUCGUGGAGCCUCCAGUUAGACGAGCGGCAGCUGAGCGCGUGGCACGCCGGCUGCAGGGAGCCCGUCGUGGGCCAGCUGCCGUUGAACGCGCAGCCCCUGCGUAUCGGGAUGCUGCUGGACUACGAGGCCGGGACGCUGACGUACUACGGCGAGGGACAGGUCCGGCUGCACGCCUUCCACUGCGCGUUUACACAAGCGCUGCUCCCGGCCUGCUGGAUCGGGGAGGGUGUCACGAUUACGCUUUGUGAACCACGAGCAUGAACAUAUUUGAUGUUUGAUCAUGGGGAAAUAGAUGCAUCCCUACUGAGCUGAACCUGAGACGUGUGGCCUUCCUUCGCCAUCAUUUACUCCUGGUGUUUUUGAGCAGUGGUGAGAUUUGAUGAGCUCAGGGUUUACUCUGGGAUGGUUCAGGUUGAUCUAUGGAGAAUUGCAUGAGGGUCGAAAUAUACUUCAUGCAAGUAUGUGAACGCAGAUGCUUAAAUUGAAAUAUUCAGUGAAAGUGUGUGUGUGUAUAUAUAGUUUUGAAAGAAGUCUGUUAUUAUUUAAAAAAUUAAGUUUAUUAUUAGUUUAUACACUACCAGUCAAAAGUUUUUGAACAGUAAGAUUUUUAAUGUUUUUUUUUUUUUUUUAAAGAAGUUUCUUCUGCUCAGUAAACCUGCUUUUAUUUGAUCCAAAAAACUGCAAAAACAGUAAUUUAAUUACUAAUUUAAAAGAACUGUUUUCUAUUUGAAUAUAUUUAAAAAUCUAAUUUGUUCCUGUGAUUUCAAAGCUGGAUUUUUAGCAUCAUUACUCCAGUGACAUGAUCAAUCAUUCUAAUGUUCUGAUUUGCUGCUCAAAAAACAUUUAUUAUUAUUAUAAUGUUGUAAACAGCUGAGUAGAAUUUUUUCGGGUUUCUUUAACAAAUAGAAAGUUCAGAAGAACAACAUUUAUCUGAAAUAGAAAUCUUUUGUAACAUUAAGAAAGUCCUUAUCAUCACUUUUUAUUUAGCAUCUUUGCUAAAUAAAAGUAUUAAUUUCUAUAAUUUCUUUCCCAAAGAAAAAAAACUUAAUUAUUUCAGAUAAAUGCUGAUCUUUUGAUCUUUCUAUUUAUCAAAGAAUCUUGAAAAAAAUUUACUCAACAGUUCUUAAAUGUUAAUAAUAAUAAAAAUGUUUCUUGAGCAGCAAAUCAGAAUAUUAGAAUGAUUUCUGAAGGAGCAUGUGACUCUGAAGACUGGAGUAAUUAUGCUGAAAAAUUCAGCUUUGAUCAUGGGACUAAAUUACAUUUUAUAAUAUAUUCAAAUAGAAAGCCGUUAUUUUAAAUAGUAAACAUAUUUCAGAUUUUUACUGUUUUUGCUGUACUUUGUAAGCAGAACAUACUUCUUUAAAAACAUUAAAAAUCUUACUGUUCAAAAGCUUUUGACUGGUAAUGUAUUAGUAAAUAUUAAAAAUAUUAUUAGUUUAAACUAAUAACUAUUUUCUAUUUAAAUGUAUAAUUUAUUCAUAUAAAUCGGCAUAUAAGAAUGAUUUCUGAAGGAUCACGUGACACUGAAGACUGGAGUAAUGAUGCUGAAAAUUCAGCUUUGAUCACAGGAAUAAAUUACAUUUUAAAAUAUAUUCAAACAGAAAGCAGUUAUUUUAAAUAGUAAAAAUAUUUCAGAUUUUUACUGUUUUUGCUGUACUUUGGAUCAAAUAAAUACAGCCUUGGUGAGCAGAAGAGACUUCUUUCAAUAAUAAUUAUUCCAAAACACACACAUAUAGACCAUCUGUGUUUACAUACUUCAUAAAGCGUGUUUUUCUGUUCUAAAUCUUUGCCAUUCUUACCUGCGGCCAAAUUAUGGCAGGUUAUGUUUUGAAGAGUUUGCAUUAAGGGCCAGUUGUGCACUUUUUAUUUUGUGUUCGAGAGAGAUCAACAUUAUUUUCUGCUGUAUCCACUCUAGUAUAUAAUUCCAUUUCUAGUUUUUACAUUUCAGAAUCAGAUCUGCUCACCUGAAGUUUCAAAGGACAAAUGUUUAUGUUUCUGUCUUUUGUUUUCCUGUGCUGUAGGAUUCUCGUAAUAGUGAUUUGUAUUUGUACGUAUUUCUACUGUAUCAGUUUUAGUAGUGUUUUGUUUAUUUUUAUAGAGUUUAACUAUAUUGCGAAUAACAUGUCCAUCAGAUUUAUCUUUUAACACUUCAGAUAUUGACAUCUGUGAAUAUGAAAUUAAAUUUCACACUCUGAACGCUAGUCAUAAACUCUAAUUUUAUUAUCAUUGGUUGUGUUCAGAAUAGCAUACAUGUACAUUUUAAAAUAUGUAUCAUUUUUAUACAACAUAGUAUGCAAUAGUAAUGCUGCUUUGCUUGUCAUAGUAUGUUUAUGAUUGAAUUUGUCACAUUAUAGGUCAAAAAAGUUAGAAUUGUGACAAAACUAGCAAUUGUGAAAUAAAAGUCAGAAUUGUGAGUUAAUAUCUUACAAUUGUGACUUUUUUUCUCACAAUUGUAACUUUAAAUUUACGUAACUUUUCUGAAUUGUGAUUUAAAUUCACGAUUACCUUUUUUUUAUUUAAACAGGCUUCCAUUGCACUUUUUGCAUACUGUGCAAAGCAUAAAUAAUGCAUACUGCAACUACAGUAUUAUUGGUAUGCUAUUCUGAACAUAGCCUGAAAGUUUGAACACUGUGUGCGUUAUAUCUGAAUAUGGGAUCAUAAUUAUGUGAAAUCCUUUGUUUGGCACUUGGGCUAACUUAAUGCACUAGUAAACUAGUAAAAGGUAGAAUUGUCCUUAACAUUGGGAGAUUGUUUAAAUAUUAGAAAAAGUAAUUUGCACAAGCCAUCAAGGCAGUAAGAGUAAAGGGAAAACUGGAAAAAAGCACAUCCUUUGGAAAAAUUAA